AAACGUUGUUACAUGAAAGUCGUACCAGCAAACUGAAGUGAAUUGAAUCUAAAGGAGGAGCUGAAUUACAUUGUACAAAAUGUUGAACGUUUCGAAGGUAGGCCAAUUUGGCCAUGUCUUCAAACGGGGUAUGUCAAAUAUAGUCGAAACUGUGGAACAGCGUUGCCAUGAGACUGGAGAAGGUUCUGUAAAGCUAUGGAGGAACAUCAGUCUUUUCAUAGGCCUCCCUGCAAUUGCACUUGCAAUGGUUAAUUGUUUUAUAAGACACCAACAAGAAGAUCACCACGAACGACCAGAAUUUAUUCAUUAUCCAUAUAUGAAGGUUAUGAACAAGCCUUUUCCAUGGGGAGAUGGUAAACAUUCGCUCUUCCACAAUCCUAAAGUGAAUUGGAUACCUGGUGUUGGUUAUGAAGAAUAACUUCUCAACAGAACUAUAGGUGUAGUUUACAUUCGAUGAUGUUAUGUAUAUAUUCAUAUCCUGUAUUAUCUCAUAAUAAAAGUAAUAAAAUAUAA
Molecule: messenger RNA, 513 nt
Organism: Hylaeus volcanicus
Lineage: Eukaryota; Metazoa; Arthropoda; Insecta; Hymenoptera; Colletidae
Product: cytochrome c oxidase subunit 6A1, mitochondrial-like
Exons: 3
Coding region: 80-418 (112 amino acids)
Biological process (GO): mitochondrial electron transport, cytochrome c to oxygen
Cellular component (GO): mitochondrial inner membrane
Molecular function (GO): enzyme regulator activity
Source: RefSeq, a predicted model, not a curated record